This is a messenger RNA of Trypanosoma theileri, 789 nucleotides long. RefSeq lists its product as uncharacterized. The transcript has a single exon. NCBI's taxonomy places the organism in Eukaryota, Euglenozoa, Kinetoplastea, Trypanosomatida, Trypanosomatidae. The annotation marks the transcript as partial. The record is from RefSeq and is a predicted model, not a curated record.
AUGACUAAGAAGAUGGAUUCCCGGAAAUACAGCUUUAAUGAAAAUAUCGCGGUAUUUAUGGCCACAGAGAGUAAUUGCCGUAAAGCUUUGAAUCGUACUAAGAAUGCAACGGAUAAUGCGCGUGAAGUUGGAGAGCUUUUGAAGCCCUUAUUGGAAGAAAUACGUAAGACUGAAAAUUUGGAAAAGAAGAAUGAGUCAAAAGAGUUGUUAAAGAAGGCAGUAGAUGCAGCAAAAGAGGCCGAAGAAGCCGCUAACAACGCGAAGUUGAUAGCUACAGCAACAAUGGAUUUGGUGAGUUCAAUGCAGAGAGUUACAAAGGAAUUGCACGUACUCGUAAAGGAAGUUAAGGAAACUGCUACAGAACACAUUGAAAAGAAAGAAACGAAGAAAAUGGCUGAAGAGUGCAUGGAAAAAGCGGGGGAACUGGAGCGUACCGUUACAGGUGCCGAAUAUGCCAUUCCAAGUGCCAACGAGGUGGCGAAGAAGACCGAGAAACAGGCGAAAGAUGCCUCUGAUGCUGCAGUCCGUCUUCAACCAAUGAUUGAUGAAAUUUUCAAAAAGUACCCACAAAUAAAAGAAGAGGUGGAUCGUGAAAUUAAGGAAAGGGCUCAAGCAAACGCCAAUCCGACGAAUACAGGAAGUGAAGGUAAUAAGACGCCAAACGAAAAUAAGGAGUCGAACGGUACAUUUCCAACUAAACAGAAUGAAGAAAAUACAAGAAACCAGAAUACCAAUACCGCACAAACUGAGACGGGAAGCCAUACAACUGCCCAACAGCAGCAGAAUGAA